Musa acuminata subsp. malaccensis (wild Malaysian banana) is the source of this 1053-nucleotide messenger RNA. Its product is annotated as B-box zinc finger protein 19. Gene Ontology annotation, biological process: photomorphogenesis; regulation of DNA-templated transcription. Lineage: Eukaryota; Viridiplantae; Streptophyta; Magnoliopsida; Zingiberales; Musaceae. Gene Ontology annotation, cellular component: nucleus. The record is from RefSeq and is a predicted model, not a curated record. Gene Ontology annotation, molecular function: zinc ion binding.
ACCAAAAUAAAGGCUUGAAUACUACUCCGCCGCCGCAGCAACAGCAACACCUCGGACGGCCAUCGACACCAGCCCGCCGCCUGCGGAUCCGCUCGCCCUCCUCAUCGCUUUCUCCGAGGAUCUAGGGCGGCAGCGAAGGAGGCGGAGGAGGGGAUGGAUGCGUGAAGGGGAGUGGUGGGAGGGAGAUGAGAGGGAGGGGAAGAUGCGAACUAUCUGCGACGUCUGCGAGAGCGCUCCGGCUGUCCUGUUCUGUGCCGCCGACGAGGCUGCCCUGUGCCGACCCUGCGAUGAAAAGGUUCACAUGUGCAACAAACUCGCUAGCCGGCAUGUACGAGUAGGACUUGCUGACCCCAGGGAAGUUCCUCGCUGUGACAUAUGUGAAAAUGCACCUGCUUUCUUUUACUGUGAGAUAGAUGGCAGCUCCUUGUGCCUGCAGUGUGAUAUGAUUGUGCAUGUUGGGGGAAAGAGAACCCAUGGAAGAUAUCUAUUGCUGAGGCAAAGGGUUGAGUUUCCAGGCGAUAAACCUGGUCAUAUAGAAGAUCUAACAACAAAAGCAAAGGACCCUGUUGAACAUAGGAGGGAUCACACAAUGAUAAUGAGAGAGAAAAUGAAAAGUCACAGGCUCCCUGCUGAUCCUUCUUCAGAUGCUAGCAAUGAUCGUGAUGGUAAUAUCGAUUCCAAAAUGAUUGAUCUUAACACGAGACCUGUCCGAAAUCAUGGGCAAUCUUCCACUACCCAGGCUCAGAAUAUGGAUCCUUCAAGAGAUAAUAAUCAUGACUCUCCCGGUGUUGGUGUUGUCCCCACGGGUCAUUUCCAAAGCGACCCAUAGAAGCAAUGUAUGUUUUUAAGAAUUUGCAUAUGGAAAUUUGGUUUUUUUCUGCCAUUGUCGUUGAACAUGUAGUCGAGUCUCAUUUGUGCUGCAUGCAGAGGAAAAAGGCACCUCUGUUACUCUUGCGUUUGAGUUGUAAUCCUGAAUAUUUGGUUCAUCCUGGGUCUUGUUGUACACAAUGUGAAGUUCUUCAAUCUGAAUGAUUGCAGCUUAUUUGCAUUAAA